Paramormyrops kingsleyae is the source of this 4817-nucleotide messenger RNA. RefSeq names its product tumor necrosis factor, alpha-induced protein 8-like 1 (gene tnfaip8l1). NCBI's taxonomy places the organism in Eukaryota, Metazoa, Chordata, Actinopteri, Osteoglossiformes, Mormyridae. Gene Ontology annotation, cellular component: cytoplasm. The record is from RefSeq and is a predicted model, not a curated record. Gene Ontology annotation, biological process: regulation of apoptotic process.
ACAGUAAACGCUGCGAGGUUGUGAACAAGACACUCUACUCUUUGCAGAACAUUUUAAUUGUAGUUUAUGGUAGAGACAUAUGUAGUCUUUAGACUGCAGCAGAACAUGACACUCUAGCCUGAAGAAUCGGCUCGUUAGUUUGUGAUUGAUAAUAAUGAGGGAUUGUGCGGUUUUAAAGUGAAAGCAGCACUUGGCAGAUAAGGCAAGAUACCUAUAGGAAUGCAGGAGGGUAUGUGGAAACAGCAAGCCAGAGAGCCAUGUGAAGUGAGGUCACGAGGCCGGUAUGGACUCUGGUCAUUUCAUCAGGUGCCCCCAGCUGGGCCUGGUGGGUCCAAUUUUGCCUUCAGAACCACUUAAAGGUAGAAUGAGUUGUACUCUCCUGUUCCCUUCUAUUGUACUAAGCUGUGACACACCACAGCAUGACAAUGAAAUGUGUCCUCUGCAUGUAACACAUAUGUGACAUUAUGACAUAGUAGAGGGUGGCCAUUUAGCUGCUCAGGCAGCCGGGCAUAGGGUUAGUACCUUGCUGGUCAGGGAUUUGAACCAGCAACCUUUCACUCACAAGCACUCUUCCAUAACUAUUAGGCCUCCACUGCCACAUAACUGCUGUCAUGCUUAUUUGUGACCUUCCUGUUAGCUUAGAGAGAGGCCAUUCUCCUCUGACCUCUUUCAUGAACAGGGUGUGUUUGCUCAAAAAAAAUGCCACUGACUAGAUAUUACUUGUUGCAGACAUCGUUCUUCGUAAGGUCACUGCAGUCUGUGAAAAUCCCAGGAGGGGGGCUUGUUUCUGAGAUGCUGGCCUCCCCAAGCACGGCACCAACAACCACAUCACAUCCAGAAUCACUUUGAUCGGACUUUUGACUGAAUCUGCAUACUAGCCCUGUGAUAGGAGCAGCCUGUUUGCAUUAGCAUGCAAGUAUAUCUAAUGAAUUGGUUAUUGAAUAUAAGUAAAACCAUAAAAGUAGGAAGGGAACGACUGAGUGGACGGCAGAAAGCAUCGGGUUCGAACUAGGGUUAGGGUUGGGAAAAAUGGGAACAAAGCACAUGAAUUCAGCACAAUCAUUUUAUAUCAGGUGGAGUGGAUGCAUUUGCUGUUUACAAAAACCUAAAAAGUAUACUCUGCCAUUCCAGAAAUAGGAUUCUUUGGUGUAUAACAAAGAACAAAGCUGAAUUGAGACCUGGAAUUUUAAAUAUUAGGUCACAUGACUCUGCUCAUCCAAUAGAAACACGGUAAAAGCAUAAAUCAGGUGCGGCAUAUUGAUGCAUGUGUUUUGUGGUAUAAAAGCUCCAUCAACCUGUCUUUCCAAUACACUGCGUCGUCGGAUGGCGUGAAACAGGCUGGUAGAAUUUUAUAUAAUUGACACGUAUGCAUAAUCUAACUCAGUGAGAAGCAUAAAAAUGUUCUCCUUAAGAGUCACACCAAGGCAGAACAAGGGGUCACACAUUUUUUUUUUUUAGAAUGAUUUUACUUUAUACAAGAAAUAAUUAAUCUUUUAAGGAGUCCAUUACAGACAAUGCUAGUGAAAGGUUCUGUUAAGUAUUUUUACUUUUAACUAGAUGACAAACUAUAAGAGGCUGCAGGGUGAACCUUGGAGAGAAAGGCGGGAGAGAUUUCCAGGUGCAGCCACUCACUGGCUUCCUCACCUGCAGCAAUUUGUGUGAAUAAGCUGCCUUCUCCGGCAUUGCAGAAGGUUUGUCGCUCUGAGCAAACGGGCCGCGGCAGCUUUUCCCUUUUUCACGCGGCAUGUUUUUCUGAGCAUGGAGGAGGAGGCUACGUUAGAUAUCCUGGAGGAUACCAUGGACUCCUUCAGCACUAAGAACCUGGCCCUCCAGGCCCAGAAGAAGCUGAUGAGCAAGAUGGCUACAAAAACCAUGGCCAACAUGUUCAUCGAUGACACCAGCAGUGAGGUGUUGGAUGAGCUUUACCGCGUGACCAAGGAGUAUACUCGCAAUCGAAAGGAGGCCCAGAAGAUCAUCAAGAACCUCAUCAAGAUGGUGGUGAAACUGGGCGUGCUUUACCGCAACAACCAGUUCAACAGUGAGGAGUUAGUGCUGGUGGAAAAUUUCCGCAAGAAGGUCCAUACUCUGGCCAUGACUGCAGUCAGCUUCCACCAGGUUGAAUUCACCUUUGACCGACGGGUCAUGAGCAAUAUUCUUAACGAGUGUCGCGAGCUACUGCACCAAGCCAUCAACCGCCACCUCACGGCGAAGUCUCACUCCCGUGUCAACCACGUGUUCAACCACUUUGCCGACUGUGAUUUCCUGGCCGCACUGUAUGGUCCGUCGGAGAUCUACCGUCCACACUUGCAAAAAAUCUGUGAUGGCGUUAGCAAGCUACUUGACGAAGGCAGCCUUUGACCCCUGGACAUCUGUGCUUCCACUUCUCUUUUAAUAAAUGUCUGUGGACGUUUUCAUGUUUUGUUUUUGUUGUUUGCUCCUCAAGUUACACUGUGUAUAGAACCCAUGCAUACAAGUCUGGCCCAGAGGUUCAUUUCCUCCUUGAAUAUGAGAACUAAAUACUUGUUGGAUAAAUGUAAAAUAUCAAGGUUCAGAGCAUGGUUUUCAAAAUUCUUACAUCCUCUUCUCUCUGGAGCUGUUUCACAAGACUACUUUCCUAUUCUGCUGUUAAGUUUGUUCACUCCCGUUGAACUGAGAUGGUCACUGUAGAGGUGAAGUGUUCUAGCUGACAGGCUGUGUUGUGUAAUAAAUCUCAUGAAGGUUUUUAUAUGUUCAGUGAACCAUUUUCACUGCGAAAGAUCUCAGAGAACCUUUUUUCUGAAUGUUAAUUUUUCUGAGUGUUGGAGAGUCAGACCGGAAGACUGGUCACUAUGAAAAGGGAAGCACCAGAGAUGUUCUGUUUGCAGGGGCUGGAAAUGCUGUGUUCAAUGCAAGAUAAGCCGUCUGUGAAUUGCUCAAGCAAGUUUUAAUGGAGAAGUUCAAAAGCAGUUUUAUCUGGUUCAUCCUUUUGCUGUUUCUGUUGAGAUUGUCAGCCCCCCCCCAUCUCAAGCUGUGUCCUACCAAUUCAACCCCUCCUCCACUGCUCAAUGUGACCAAGGAGAAUGAUGGUAAAUGUUCUCCUGACGUGAUUCUUACUUCAUACUUUAGCACACGAGUGAUUUCUCCUCUUCUUAAUGUAAUUAUUUGGUGUUUGUGAGCCUUUUUGACCAAUUUCUUUGCUUUAGUGUAAGGAAGAAGCACGCACUUGCACACUUGAGCAUGAAGUACUAUGAUAUGCACAUAAUUCAGCUAGUUAAAUGGACAACUGUUUUAUGACAAGCCAUGACCCCAGCCUUCAAACAUGAUAUUUGGGGGUAAUCUCUAUGUUUCAAACCUUUAUCCAAAAUGUAGCGCCUGUGCUUAACCUCGUAUUUUCAUUGUACAUACUACUUGACUGUUUCUGGACGCCUUUUACUAGCUGGGGGGCCAUGGAAAUGUGCGCUGAUGCCGUGACAGUUUUAGAAAACGUGGCGUCUCAGGGUUUCUGCUUGUUGUUAGUCAACAGUUGCUCCAUUGUGAAUUUGGUCAACAAAUUACAUUUUCCACAACCUAAUGUGCUGAUGCUAUUAUUUUCCAUGAUAUUAUAUAUAUUUUUGUAUUCUUGUAUGUCUUGUUUUGGUUCAUUUAGACUUUCCUGGUUUUUCUGAACAAAUAUCUAUAAAUGGUGGUUUUAGUGCCUUUUGUGCCUUUUCUAAUGGAAAAAUAUCUGAAUGACUUAUUUUUUAAGAAAUAAAUUGUUCAUCUUUUCUGUAAUGGCUCAGGGAACAGUGAAUUUAAAAGCCGUGUUUAACGUCAUUUGGACAGAGUACCUGCUUUGCACCCCCCCCCCCAACCCCCUUGCUUGUGUGUCUUAUUUCACAGAGCUGCAGGGCUUUUCUGGUUUUACACGUUCUCUUACAGACUUUUUCUGGAGUUUCCAAAAUUUGUACUUUAACAACAUAAUGGCCCAUCAAGGAGGUUCGCCAGUCAGGGUUAAGCGCUGAGAUCUGUGUGAAAGUUUUAUUUUAUCACGUUUCCGGCCAAACUUUCUUCCUGCUCCACAUGAAGUGAUGAUUCUUUCAAGAACGUCAGCGAUGGCAUGAUAAUUAAAUGGUUACAGAACAAAAGUGCAACAUCACAAGGAAUAAUAUUAACGUUUUAAUGAUUCAUAAAAAGAGCUUUCAAGUGGGCAAUUAUUGUGGUUAAUUGUAAAAGCACAUAUAAGUUGAAAGUGCUUGGCAAAUGUGUCUCCAUAGAAACAUGGUUGUGAAAACAGCCAGUAUUUCUAAAUAGUCAAAAAAUAUCUGUAGCUGAAAUUCUUUAGGAGGGAGAUGUGCACCUUAAAUAAUCUCACGUAGUUUUAGUAGGACAUCAUAAAAACGCUGCUCUGCUCCUGCUUCGGUUAUUUGUUUUAAACACAUUUGUCUUUUGCCCGCUUUUGUAUUUUUGGUGAAAAAUAACAGCUGUCGUUCCUUUACUUGCAGACUUGCCUUCGCGACCUUGAAUGCUUCGUUAUUUUAGUCUAUUUUGUUACAUCAUUUUCUCCUCGCAGUUUUGAAAGGAGUCACAUCUAAGCCAGAAUUUGGAAACUCGUGUUAGUAAAUAAGUCCUAAAGGUUAAUCAACAAUAGUUUGUAUUGGAAUUGCUUUCAAUUUAAUCUGUUUUUUUUGUCUUUUAUUUAAGUUUAAUUUCUUUUAUUUUAUAUCAUGCCUUUAACUAUAUUGUUUAAGAUUUGUAAUUGCCCCGGAAGCAUUCUUGGUACAAAAUGCUCUAUGGUUAUGCAUGGAUAUCUGGGAUAUGCUUUAAUUUAAAAGCAACAUUAAAAUAUAAUUGACAAUUUA